This is a messenger RNA of Labrus mixtus (cuckoo wrasse), 4122 nucleotides long. It is a transcript of the gene homer1b, whose product is annotated as homer scaffold protein 1b. The coding region runs from base 490 to 1581 and encodes 363 amino acids. The transcript is spliced from 9 exons. Gene Ontology annotation, biological process: regulation of store-operated calcium entry; G protein-coupled glutamate receptor signaling pathway. NCBI's taxonomy places the organism in Eukaryota, Metazoa, Chordata, Actinopteri, Labriformes, Labridae. Gene Ontology annotation, molecular function: G protein-coupled glutamate receptor binding. The record is from RefSeq and is a predicted model, not a curated record. Gene Ontology annotation, cellular component: cytoplasm; dendrite; postsynaptic density.
GAGGAGGAGGGGGAGAUAGACGCGGGUGGACAGUGUGAUGCUGUGCGUUAUCUUCUGGCUAAAUGAGGGUUGUCUUUCCCAGUUCAGGCAGCACGGCUUCUCCACCCUUCCAGCCAGGAUCUGUAGCUCACACGACAUCAGUAGGGCGCCUUUCGGAUCUCCAUUGGACCCAGCGCUGGAUCUUCCACCGCGCUCCUGCCGCUGCUGCUGCCGCCGCUGCUGCUCCAUCACCAGCCCCUCAAAGCCCAGGGAGGAGAAGAUGAUCUGAUUUUACGUGCCAUGUGAAGAACGACAUGUAUCUGUGAUUUAGCACGGUGACAGAGUAGGGGAAUGGAGCAGCUGUCAUCAAAUUCCUGCAGAUCCACCGAAGGUGAUACAGUGAAGGCUGUCGCUUAGAGAGAAGACCUUCAUACGCAGCAGCAGGCAAUCCGAGAGACACGUUUUUAUCACCAGCGAGAAGGACCAGUCAGUGGUCAAGAGUCGCCUGUCAUGUCGACCACAACAAUGGGGGAGCAGCCCAUCUACAGCACCCGGGCACAUGUCUUCCAGAUUGACCCCAACACCAAGAAGAACUGGUUGCCAACCAGUAAGCACGCCGUCACAGUGUCGUACUUCUAUGACAGCACACGCAACGUGUACCGCAUCAUCAGCCUGGACGGCACCAAGGCAAUAAUCAACAGCACCAUCAGUCCCAACAUGACGUUCACAAAGACCUCACAGAAGUUUGGCCAGUGGGCAGACAGUCGAGCCAAUACUGUGUAUGGCCUGGGAUUCUCCACUGAGCAUCAUCUAGCCAAGUUCGCAGAGAAGUUUGCAGAGUAUAAAGAGGCGGCGCGGCUUGCUAAAGAGAAGAGUCAAGACAAGAUGGAGAUGGCCACGUCACCUUCUCAGGAGUCUCCAGUAGGUGAGCUCUCAUCCCCUCUGACCCCCGUGACCCCGCCUAUGGAGAGCAUCAAUGGUACUGAUGAUAUUUGUGACACGACUCCCAACUCAGACACCUCUCCAGGUCCUGCGCAAAACGCGCUGGCAUUCGCACACAGCCCGGCAAUGACAAAACACUGGGAGGCCGAGCUGGAGGCACUAAAGGGGAACAAUGCCAAGCUAACGGCAGCGCUGCUGGAGUCCACAGCCAACGUUAAACAGUGGAAACAGCAACUGGCUGCCUACCAGGAGGAGGCAGAGAGACUACACAAACGGGUCACUGAGCUUGAGUGCCAGAGUAACCAAGUUCCAGUGAUCAAAUCCCAGAAGACUGAACUCAACCAAACCAUAGAGGAACUGGAGAAUACACUUAGAGACAAAGAAGAGGAAAUGGAAAAGUUGAAAGAGGAACUGGAAAACAUGAAUGACUUAAUGGAGCAGAAAGACACCCUCACCCAGAAGCUUGAGGAGACAGAGCUACGCGGGCGAGUGUUGGAGGAGCAGUUGGCAGGGGCCGAGCAGCGGCUGGAGGAGAAUCAGGAGGAGCAGGAGAACUUUAGGAAGAGCCUGCGGACGCUGCUGGAGCUCCUGGACGGCAAGAUCUUUGAGCUGACAGAGCUCAGAGACACCUUGGCACGGCUCAUAGAGGAGGCCAGCUAGAGUCAGAGCUCCCAUCGCCACAGACAGAGCCAUAUGAUAAUUUGCAACCCUACAACCCCAAUUACCCGCCGACUACACACCAACUUCAACAAAUUACAACUGCUACAAUACACUGCCCCAAUUCUGGUUUUGCUCAAAAAGGGCAGCUAACCCCUCUUUUAUAACUUGCAGGCAUCAAGUUCCAACCAACUGCAGGCAAUCCUGUAGUUCAAGACAACACAGGGACUACCUCAUCUUGCCUUCUGAUUGGCUGGUGUAGGCGUAACCCCGGUUGAAUUGAUCCCCCUCAGUUGUAACAAUUCCACUGCACCUGCCUCCAAAAACCACACCACUGAACAUCCCACACUCACAGAUUUAACUUGAGAACUGUGCCUCAGUGCCAUCUGCUGUUUGACUGGGAGAGCUGCAGCACAGCUUGCAGCAUCACAUCAUUACACACAAACACCCCCUUUUCUUCCUCUCUAAACUGCCCCCCCAAGGGGAAUGUUGAAAGUCAUGUGGAAAUAAAUGCUGUUAAGACUCAGAGAACUGCGCCAAAGCUGCCAAAUCCCCCCAAAAUAUUGUCCUCUGACUAGCAGAUGCUUUGAUCCAAAGUGACUUACUGUACAGAGAAGCUCUGAACAGAGAAACAGCGAAAGAGAGUCCUACGUUUUACCUCGGGCUGCCAGCGGAGUGUCACUUGAAACAGAGAUUCAAAGGAUGGCUCUCAGUCUUACCUAUUGGCCUGUGUUGACUUCAGUGCUGCUCCCUAGCUUGGACACACAGGCUGUUGGGAAAUCAAGUUUGGUUUUCUUCUUCAUUGGAUAUUAAUGACUGCUAAACUAUAUCCACCGCCUAUUUAAAACCCUAUAAUAUAGAUGAAUAUUGAAUCUUCCAGCGUCAAUGUUAAUGCUACACUGAAAAUUUAGAUUUGACAUGAAGUUCCUGUAUCCAGACUGCUUCCACCAUCGCUGACAGCUGACCUGUCUUCCUGCCAAACUCAGUGUGGUGUGUGUUCCCAAACAAGGCCUGACCUACAACAUAGCGUGUGCCUUCAAAGCACACAUGCGUGGACACAUGUUUGUGUGUGUGUGUGUGUGUGUGUGUGUGUGUGUGUGUGUGUGUGUGUGUGUGUGUGUGUGUGUGUGUGUGUGUGUGUGUGUGUGUUUUGUGCUGUGAGAGACAUACCCUGUUAUUGGAUGUUAAGGCCUACACACACACACACUGAGCAAUACCAGACAGGCUCUAUAUGACACCUCUAUGUAACUCAAUCAGGUAGUCUACUCAGUGGACUCAUGCAGAUAGGUCAAAUGCAACUCAGCUCAACCCCCCUUGUCCAACAGAAAGUGUACUACUGUUGACCGCGAACCUGUGUGGCAGCCCUGUCUGGACAAAGUAGUGCAUCAUGAAGGGCUCAUAGAGUGUCAUCUUAGUGUUCUUAGAUCUCCACCCCGGGUGAAACUGGCCGCAGGUUUUCACUCCACAACCCAGAACUGUACUCAGUUUCUAUUGUUUUUUACACAGGAUAUAACACUAAUGACAUAAUAACAGAACUGUAUAGGACAACUUUCUACUCCUAACACCAAUUGUAAAUGAAUGGAUGGAUAACUUCAAUUCAGUAACACCCUGCAGUGGCUUAUUGUUGUGUAUUAACCCAUGGAUAAGUAUUGCAUAGUCAUUGUAGAGUAUCUAAUCUGUAGGUAAACAAUGAAAACCUCUUCAACAUAUAUUUAAAAAUGAGUAACAACACAAUGUAAACACAGUGUUUAACGUUCUGUAUAGAAAAAUAAAUUCACUUAUUAAGCAGCCCCCCUUUUCCAAUAAAACACAAAAAUAUAUAUCUUACAAUCUGUUCCUCCAAAAUCACUUUAUUAUUUCUAAAAGUAUAUCCUCACGCAAAGUACUGCUUAUCUUACCUUUCUAUUGAGCACCCUGUUUGCACUGUGUUAUUACACUGUUGUAACUACAUUAUAUAAAGAGAUUUGCAUUAAAUACUAGCACAGCAUUAUUCUGUACUUUUUGUAGUUAGUUACACAGGUUAAUACACUGGAAUAAGACCGAUGUUAAGGGAGAAGUUACCUGCUUUUUUCUUUCUUCUUCUGUUUUAACUUUGACAGUCGAAUGACAGAGAUGGAAUACCUUAAUAUUAAUGCUGUUGUUAAUGAAUGCCUUUGUACAGUAGUGGAUAAGAAGCUUUUCAUUCUCCUGUUUUGUUACUUAUGGUAUUUAAAUGUAGGUAAUAUUAUUGUAUUUAGAGGUAUGAGAAGACUGGCAAUAUUUUUGACUAUUUAAAGUAAUUUUGAACUCAUGAUAUUAAAGAGGUACCUCAGGCAAAGACGUGUGUAGAUUGGUGAGAGUUGUGUGUUUGCAGGUGAAAGGAUUUACCAAAUGCUGGUAAAAAAAAAGAAAAAGAAAAAAAGAUCACACCUGUUGGUGCUGCAGCCAAACUUAAUCCUUUGUUGAAUUCAAAACAAAGACAGCCCUACCACUCCUUUGUGAAAUGAGAAAUGUUAUGUUUUAUAUUCAAAUACAGUGACCACAGAAUUCAGUGUGUGCAAUUCA